GCAGGCUCGAGGGGCCUGACCCUGCAUCUUCCCCCCCUCCAGCCACGCACGCGGUCAACGGGAACCCCAUGUGCCCACCGUUCCCCGCCGAGAUGCAGGUGGCGAUUUUCGGCAUGGGGUGCUUCUGGGGAGUCGAGCGGCUCUUUUGGAAGAUACCCGGCGUCUUCUCCACCCAGGUGGGCUACGCGGGAGGCUUCACCCCCAACCCCACCUACGAAGAGGUCCGCUCAGGUAGCUUCUCUCCUCCCGCGCAGCGAUGGGGACCCCCGAGCCCCCGGCACACCCCGGGGCAGGGAGAUCGCCCUGUCUGGACAUUUCAGGGUGCAGGGGCAGAGGCCCCUGGAGUUUGUCGCAAGGCCGAGCAGGAUUUUGCAACGGGUGGAGGCGAGCGGGGAGGCCAGUGCGGGUGUAAGGCCGGCUCCUGCGGCCCCUGCCUUGCGCUGAUCCGCUUGGAGCUGGACCUGGGCAAGUGGCGGCGGGGGGCCAUCCCCACGGCCGUCGAGCCGGCCGGCGACUUCUUCUACGCCGAGGACUGCCACCAGCAGUACCUGCACAAGGUGCCCGGAGGCUCCUGCAGCCUCAAGGGCACUGGCGUCGCCUGCCCCACGGUCCCGUGAGGCCACCGGGGGCCCGUGCCGGAGCCCUCGGCCCCACUCCUCCUUGCCUUCCUCUUCCUCGCUCCCUCUCUCCGGGGAUGGAGGAGGGCUCCUGUGGGCACUACCAUGGCCUGUGGCCACCUCUGCAUCCCUGGGGAAGCUGGUGCUGGCUCGUCCCCUCUGUUGUGCUGCUCUGCUUCACCCCAACCCAAUUAAAGCUG
Struthio camelus australis is the source of this 817-nucleotide messenger RNA. The record is from RefSeq and is a predicted model, not a curated record. Lineage: Eukaryota; Metazoa; Chordata; Aves; Struthioniformes; Struthionidae.